GCGUGGCCAGAGCAGCGCGCGCCGGCCCCACCCCCGCGCCCCCCCUCAGGUGCAGCAAUGGUGACGUCAUCGCCACCCCACUGAUGUCAUCGUCUCCCUGCUGACGUCAUGGCGGUGCCGGGGGCGUGGCCGGCGCGGGGGGCGGAGCCCUCAGACAGCAGCCCCGAGCCCCCCUCCCCCUCCAGCUCCCGGCCCCCCCUGUCCGACUCCAGCCCCUCCCCCACCGAGACCACGGCUACCCCUUGUGGGCGGGGCCCAGGGGGCGUGGCCAGGGCUCGCCCCGCCCCUCCCAACCCAGGCGGGGUAGGGGGGGAGCGGCCCCUGGCGCUGUUUGAGGAGGAGCUGGCCACCCGUCCCCGCGUGCCGGCGCUGCUGCGCAGGAUGGCCCCGUACAGCGCCCUGAGCCCCGACAGCGACUGCGGCUCCGCCCCGCGUCGCGCCCUGGGCACCCUGCAGGGCGUGGUGGCGCCGUCGCUGCAGUCGCUGCUGGGGCUGGUGCUGCUGCUGCGCCUGCCCUGGGUCGUGGGACACGGCGGCGUCCUGGGGACAGCGGCCAUCGGCGUGCUCCUGGGGGCCUGUAUGCUGCUGACCGCCGUGUCCCUGAGCGCCGUGGCCACCAACGGGCUGGACCCUGGGGGCGGGGCGCUGUCGCUGCUGUCGGGGGCGCUGGGCCCCGAGGCCGGGGGGGCCGUGGGGGUCUGCGGCUUCCUGAGCGCCGCCUUCACCUGCGCGGCCGCCGCGCUGGGCGGGGCCGAGCUGCUGCUGGUGUACCUGAGUCCAGGCUGGGCGGUGCUACCGGGGCGUGGCCGCUGGGGCCGCCUCAACAACGGGCGUGGCUAUGGGGCGGGGCUGCUGGCGCUGCUGGGGGCGGGGUCUCUGGCCCCGCCCCGCGUUCGCGCCGUCGCCGCCCCCCUGGGCCCCGCGGGGCUGCUGCUGGCCCUGCUGGCCCUGCAGGCGGGGUCCCUGCGCCACGCCUUGCUCCCCGACCCCGCCCACGCGCUGUGCCUCCCCCCCCGGCCCGGGGACCCCCUCCAGCCCUGCGCCCCCCCCGCGCCCCCCAACACCUCCCGCGGUCCUCCCGGCCAGCAGGGGGCGCUGCCCGCCCUGCCCGGGCCCAGCGCGCGCCUCCUGGCACGGAACCUGUGGCCCCGCCCCCCGGAGGCGGGGCUGGGGGCGGGGCCUGAGCAGGAGGAGGGCGGGGCCGACGCCUCCUUUGGGGCCCUGCUGGGGCUGAGCCUCCCCUCGGCCGCCGGGGGGUUUUGGGGUUCAUUCUGA
Molecule: messenger RNA, 1275 nt
Organism: Serinus canaria (Common canary)
Lineage: Eukaryota; Metazoa; Chordata; Aves; Passeriformes; Fringillidae
Product: solute carrier family 12 member 6-like
Exons: 10
Coding region: 109-1275 (388 amino acids)
Biological process (GO): cell volume homeostasis; chloride transmembrane transport; potassium ion homeostasis
Cellular component (GO): membrane
Molecular function (GO): potassium:chloride symporter activity
Source: RefSeq, a predicted model, not a curated record